Hippopotamus amphibius kiboko is the source of this 936-nucleotide messenger RNA. RefSeq names its product olfactory receptor 6C2-like. Gene Ontology annotation, biological process: G protein-coupled receptor signaling pathway. Bases 1 to 936 code for a protein of 311 amino acids. The transcript has a single exon. NCBI's taxonomy places the organism in Eukaryota, Metazoa, Chordata, Mammalia, Artiodactyla, Hippopotamidae. Gene Ontology annotation, molecular function: G protein-coupled receptor activity; olfactory receptor activity. The record is from RefSeq and is a predicted model, not a curated record. Gene Ontology annotation, cellular component: membrane.
AUGAAAAACUAUACAAUAACAAGCUUUAUUCUGCUGGGACUGACAGACAACCCUGAGCUGCAGGUUCUGAUUUUUAUCUUUCUUCUUCUCACCUACAUGCUGAGUGUGACUGGGAAUUUGACCAUCAUCACACUCACCUUUGUGGAUUCCCACCUGAAAACACCCAUGUACUAUUUUUUACAAAAUUUCUCCUUCUUAGAGAUCUCAUUCACAACUGCCUGUAUUCCCAGAUAUUUGUAUAACAUUGCGACAGGUGACAAUGUCAUUACCUACAAUGCCUGUGCCAGCCAAAUAUUUUUUACUGACCUCUUUGCAGCAACUGAAUUUUUUCUCCUGGCCGCCAUGUCCUAUGACCGCUACGUGGCCAUCUGCAGACCCCUGCAUUAUGUGACCACCAUGAGCAACAGGGUCUGCCAGACACUUGUGUUUUCCUCUUGGUUGGCUGGAUUGUUGAUCAUAACCUCCCCACUUAGUCUGGGGCUAACUCUGAAAUUCUGUGACUCAAAUGCCAUUGAUCAUUUUCUCUGUGAUGCUUCUCCCCUCCUGAAGAUAUCAUGUUCAGACACAUGGUUCACAGAACAAACCGUUUUAAUCUGUGCUGUGCUGACCCUCAUGUUGACUCUUAUGUGUAUAGUUCUAUCCUAUACUUAUAUUAUGAAGACAAUUUUAGGAUUUCCAUCUGCCCAGCAAAGAAAAAAGGCAUUUUCCACCUGUUCUUCCCACAUGAUCAUGGUGUCCAUCACAUAUGGCACAUGCAUGUUCAUCUACAUGAAUCCCACAGCCAAGGAAGAAGUGACUGUUAAUAAAGUGGUUUCACUCCUCAUUUCUUCCAUGUCACCUAUGUUAAAUCCAUUUAUUUAUACACUGAGAAAUAAGCAAGUGAAGAAAGCCUUCAAUGACUCAAUCAAAAGAAUUGCAGCAUUAUUAAAGAAGUAA